This is a messenger RNA of Tarenaya hassleriana, 1213 nucleotides long. RefSeq lists its product as uncharacterized. The transcript is spliced from 5 exons. Gene Ontology annotation, biological process: regulation of circadian rhythm; response to cold. Bases 48 to 860 code for a protein of 270 amino acids. The record is from RefSeq and is a predicted model, not a curated record. Lineage: Eukaryota; Viridiplantae; Streptophyta; Magnoliopsida; Brassicales; Cleomaceae.
GAGGAGGAGAAGAAGAUAGAUUUCAGAGGCGAAUAUUUUUUCGGGUCAUGAUAGGGAAGGUAGUGGCGAUGGAUGAUGAUGAUUUCAGGGUGAAUUUCGUUCCUCCCGGGUUGGAUCUAAGGUCGGGUUCCUCGACGAGUCUGGAGCCCCGGAGCGAGUCAACUCGCUCGAACUCGCUCGAAACCGGUAUCACGGUCGAGAGUUCGCGGUGCUUCUCUUCCGAGUCGUGCGGUGAUGCGGAAACGAGACCGGAUGAGUGCAGUGGUUGGACCAAUGAGAAACACAAUUCAUAUAUCGAUUCUUUGGAGAAAUCUUUUGUUAGGCAGUUGUACUGCCUGAUGGGAAGAAGGAAUCAGAGAUCAUUUGGAACUCAUCAUCUGCCCACGACUAACUCUUGCAAAUCCAUUGAUCAGUUUGCGGUCCUACGAGAUGGCUGCUGGCAGAAGAUUAAGUUUGGAAAUAAGAGAACUCGUUUGGAUGCGACAUCUAACAUUUAUUUUCAUGAAAACCCAUGGACAAGUCAUUUUCCGGGACCCAGUGGAAGUUACGAUGGGGAAACUGCUGUACGAGGAGAUUUGUAUUGUAACGAGGAGACCAACCACUCCGGUAGCAAGGCGUUUUCGGGGACACCCUUGAGAAAUCCCGUAGGACAUGAAGGUUGGACUGGAAUCGCUGCAGAGGCGUCAGGUCAGAACUUCGCGGAUGAAAGCAAGGAAGAAAAGCCGUCAUCCCAUUCACCCGUCUGUAAAAGACGGAGAAGAGAUCCCGAGCCGAACUGUUCAGAGAACGAUCAGGUCGUGCCUCUUGGAACGGCGAAACCAAAGGGUGUCUCGAGUGGCAAACAAUACGAAUGGAUUUGAUGCUUAGGACAAAGGAGAAAGGCCUUUUUCAGCAGACAGAACCAAUGAAGUAAUGUGAAAGUGUUGUUUAUCUGAUGCCACGUGUGAGGAAUGUUAGAUCCGUUCAUGCAUUUAAGGUUUGUAGCGAAGAGGCUGGUUGGUCAUUAUGUUGGUUUUUUGUCUUUUUUUUUUUUAAUUAUUAUUUCUUUUAAAUAGUUUCUAACCAGAAAAAAAAAAUGUUAUAUUAGAAGUAAAUGUUUUUUUGUUAAUUCUUUUGUUUUUCUUUUAGUUACACUUUUGAUAUUUGUUUUCCUUCUUAUAAGUAUGUAAUUUUGAUGGUUGUCUUUGGAAAAAAGAGGAACCAUUUUGAUGUC